GCGAGGUGUAUCAUGCCGUCGUUCAACAGUGCUGUCCGACCGGCAGCGGGGCCACUGCCUCUGCACACUUCUCCGGCCUUGGCUCAGCGGUUCCGGUGGUCCGAGCCUCUUGUUGGCUACGUCUUCAUCGCGCUCUCGAUAGCGAGUGGCGUCUAUUACCUCUCGCUGCUAACGCCGUAUUUAACCAACGAUAUGUACUGGGCGGCGUACAACCUCAGCGGACACGAAGCGUACCUCGUGGACGCUGCCAACACCGCGCUCCUGACGAUGCGCUCGGGCUACUGGGAUCUCUUGGCACCGCGCGCGAUGCAGCGCAAGAGCUAUAUCGCGCCCGUCUCGUUCACGUCGAUCGCGCCCACGUACGUUCGGCGCCUCAUCUACUCGGAGCUCACGUCGGUACCCCACGCAAUUGCCAACCUGCGGAGCAUGCGGCCCGAGUGGGUCUUCCGCAUGAGCACGCAGUUUUGCUAUGUUGAUUUCAACCAAACGUUCGAAGUCGCGCACACGUUAGCGCGUCAGGCGCGCUGUCGCCGUUUGUAUGCCUCGAACGGGGCCGUGUACUACGAAUCCAUUCUGCGCAACGUCCGCUGGGACGCUUUUCUGAGCGUCUGGGGGGGCGCCACGGGCUAUUUCACUGUAACACUCGAGGCAACGCUGCAGUUGUCGGCCGCAGGUCGCCACUGGCUCACGACAACAUCGACCAACACGCUCUCGAUGACGGACGAAGUUGCGUUCUGGGCGUCGUAUAACCUCACGUCCUUUGAGCUCGCGUGGCAAAACCGGUGGCAGGCGAGUAUCGCUGAGACCAUCAACGUCCGAAGUGCGCUCGGGACGGAACAUACCGUCACACCCAAACACUGGCCGCGUGAGAACGGACCGUGGUCGUCCUGGAUCUACAUGUGGAUACCGCUGGACGACGUCUAUGUCCUGCAGCAAGUCGGGGCGAGUGCGAUCCGCGGCGCCACCAACUUUUACGACCCCAAGUACUUUGCGUUUGAAUCGCACGCCGCACUGGCGUCUGCAAAUGGCACCUACGACGGUCGUGCCGGCGUCGUGCAUGCGACCCUCGGACCGUUCUUGUCGUUUGAUACUUUCUAUAUACCUGUGCCGGCACCGCUGCUUGCGUUUUUUAAUGCACUGGAUACGCAUCUGGCGCAGCAGCCACCCGGUGUUCUGUCCUUGGCGACCGCCGGGGCGUUUACCCCCCGCCCCCCCGCGUGGCGCAACCAAUCGCGCUUGUAUGGGGGCAGCCUCCUCUGCCUCCACAACACAGAGACAAGCUACGUCCAGGCGCCCUUUGACUUUGACGAUCCGUGUCUCGUUCCAACGGUCUUUCGUGUCGCGUACGAUGCUCCGAUGCUCGUGUUUGCACAGCUGCUCUAUGGUGUGCCGUUGGGCUCGGAUGCGCCGGGUAUCUGUCGCCUCCAGUCAUCGAGCGCUUGCUUGUCUGCGCUCAACAAGUCGUCGGCGAGCGUAAUUGCGCUGUCGCCACUGCCCCAAGCCCUCGUCCGCACCAUACCAGACGUGAUCGCGGCCGUCAAAGCGCUCGACCUGCGCCUCAUUCAGUUUACGAACCCCCCCGAGUGGACGUUGCUAGAGCAACGGCUUCUAGAUGACACACCAUGGUCGGUCUAUGGCUGGCUGUGCAUAUACGACUGGGUCAUUGGUCGCCGCGAAGUCGUCUCGUUUCAAGGCGAUAUAAGGACCUUGCAGCUCAUCUCCAACCGGUACAUCCCCCGCGUCAUGGCCACAAGCGGCGACGGACAGUACCUUGAGGCGACGACACAACUGGCGCUUUACCUCUCGGCCUACGUCAGCAUCGCACUCGCUAGCGUCGGGCUGCUCACGUUUCUCUACGGCGCAACGAUGCAAUUUGAUAUCGUAGGGCGGAACCUCGCCUAUUUCAACGCGGUCGCCGGCGCGAGUUGGGUGGGCCGACCAUUACUCUUUGCCCGCGGAUCAACGGCCAUUCUCGUACUCAGCACGUCGCCCAUGGAGCUGCUCGCGAACAGUACAACGUCCUCACACCUCGUCUUGGUGCCGCGCCCGCUUUUUACCCGCCUUGUACUCUGCACUGAGGCGGCGUGGGUCGCUACGAUGCUCAACGACAUUUGUCUCUUGUUGGUCCCGGUCCUGGCCUCUAUAUACGCGCCCGUCGCCUCGCUACUGGCGUUCAUAGCCACGUUUGCACUCGAGAGCGCGGCGCCAGUCGCGAUCGCUGCCUCCUUAAACCGCACGUGUCGCAGCCAUGACAUGGACUACGCCAUCGAGUGUACGUCGGGCACCAUUGCCAUUGGCGAUGCGUCUCGAAUGUAUCAUCUCUACGGCGUCCAGGUCCUCUCCGUUCUGAUGGCGCUAGCUUUGGCCUACGCGUUCCAUCGCCAAAAAUACACCUCGGCGCGUCGUGCGCUCUCGUCGUGCCACGUCAUCGCAUCCGGCGCCGCGUCCGCCUUUCUGGACCCAAUUCCGACAUUGCACUUGGACACGUGGCGCGUCGACGACGCGUCGAGCGUCAUGUGUGGUCUCGUGCCGCUGUGGUGUCGAGGCCAACGCUAUACGUUUGAUCUAAAACUGUGGACGGUAUUGUCGUCGAACGAGACGACUGAGAAGGCGGCGCUCGACAAGCGCCCGAACGCUGGGUUGCCGUACUUGAUUUUAUCGCCGAUGCGCGUUGGCUUGGACCGCCUCUCGAUGCUUUUUGGGCUAUUGUACAUGUGCUUCUCCAUUGCUGGCAGCAUCUCGUACCUCGCUGUCUCCAAAGUCACGUUGGCCAACGACAUGCUCUGGGCCGGCUUUAACCUCUCGGGGUCCCAUGCGUUUUUGGCUACCUGGCUCAAUGAUCAAUUUCUACUUCAAAACACGCAUACCAACCUCGCUCUGGACGCGCCGCAUGUCAACUGGAACGGGCAAUUCACCAGAGACCCAGCGUUCCUUCCAGUGUCGCCCGUGGCAGGCGCCAUGACCCAGCAACGUAUGCGCACGUCGCUCGUCACCAUUGUGCAUGGCAUCCGCGGGCUCGACGGCUGUGAAGCGCCGUGGGUCUUUGUGCCCUACUGCUUUCUCGAUCUCCAACGGCAUUGGACCAUGGCGAUCUCGGACGCGCGGCAAGCGCGCUGCGACACAAUGCGCACCAACGGCGCAGUCUACUUGGAGCCGCUGCUUCGAAACGUGCCGCUGACGAGCUGGGCAAUGUGCUGGAGCGAGGCGUUCGAGCUGACGAUCGGGCGCACGCUGCGCAGCUCGAUCCUCGGACACAGCUGGCUCGCGACGACGCUCGAGGCGCGCAGCAAUCUCUCGGCGCCCCACGAAGCUGCAUACUGGGUCGCCCACGGCAUUCGACUUUUUGAGACCCAGUGGCAAAACUACAAGCGCAUCGGGCUUCUCAACAGCUACGUUAUCACAAAUGCAUUUGGCGUCGCUUACCCGUAUACGCUCCAGUCCAUCAACGGCACGUACGGCCGCAACUCGGCGACGACCCUCAAAAUGUACUGGAGCUUUGCCAACGACCUUCUGUAUGCAAUGGGUGUCAACGCCACGUCCUCGAACGGCACGAGUUUACUCCGAUCGAGCGCUUCGUUUCUGUAUACCAACACUUCGUUGGAGACGACGCUAAUCCAAGAAGGCGUCCUCGCGUGGCCUCUUGACAAUGGCUUGAGCCUUGUCCGGCAGCGCCUCGGGCCCUUUGGCACCAUUGACAUGCACUUGGUGGCGUGUCCGAGAAGCCUCCUCGACACCAUUCGCAGCAUCUCGGUCAGUGUACGCGACGCGCUCCGGCGUCAGCAGUUCGUGCAAGACCUCUACUUCAACAUGACGAUUGUCGACGCAAUGCACGCAGUACCGCAGCCCUGGCUUGACGCAAAGCUCAUGCAGUUUGGUGCCUCAAUCUUAUGCCCCGCGUACCCAUCGAUGACCAACCAACCAGUCCACGGCGGCACACUCAUGGCGUUCACUCUGGACGGGAGCGAGUGCCCGACGGACAUCACGUCCAAGCUGUACCCGUCAGCAGACAUGCUCUUGGCAGCCGCCGUGCUCGCCAACCUCUCGGUGACAACGCCGCACAAGACCCUCGUAGAAAUCUGCGACCACGACAGGAUCAAUGGCGCAGCCUGUUUGCAGUACCUCCCCCAAACCGUACGGGUAUUGGACGCCAUACCCCCUAUGGUGCUCCCGAACCUCAGUCGAGCAAUCGACGAUACGUGGCAGCUCGGCGUGGGCAUGGUCACUUAUGCACGAAGACCACCAUCAGCGACGCUGACGCUCGAACACGCGCAUCUCUUGAGCGAGGACGACCCCUCGUACGCGUUUUUCGGCUGGUGUUCGCUCUUUGACUGGGCGAUCGGGCAUCGGCAAGUAGUUCGAUUUCAAGGGGACAAUGGCACCCUCACGCUCCUCUCCGAGUACAUUGAGCCGGUGGCGCAGGCGACCUUGAGCUGGCAACUGCCCCAAAGCGCUGCGCGGUACGCCUCGAUCGGCACAACGUACGUCACGUACUGUCUCUUGGUGCUCGCCGCCACCACCGCGGGGUACAUUCUUCUGAGCUGUGGCCACGUCGAAGGCUGGAACAUGGCCACGCUCAACUCGGUCGGCGGCAUGGUCUGGGUGGGCCGCCCGCUCUUGCUAUUGCGCAGUAUGACCGCGAUGGGCCUCCUCUCGACAAGUGCGCUGGACUUGGCCUUUGACGGGCGCAUCUCUGGCUUUAUUGCAUUGCAAAACCCAUGGUAUACCACUUGCCUCGCCGCGAGCGAAGUCACUUGGUUCGUCGCUGUCGUCAACGACGUGGCUAUGGCGUUGACUCAAGCGUACACGAUCUCUUACGCGACGCUCAAUUUGGCGAUCGUGUGGCUCGUCGCCGCCGUCCUCAGCAUCCAGCACCCCGUCCAACACUCGGCUUCGCUCCUUCCCACGUGCACGAUUGAGCAAAUCGACUGGCAGCUCGUGUGCGAAAGCGCUUCGAUUCAAAUCGGACGCCCCACGCGGCUGGUCACGCUUGUCGGCACGGUCUUCACCUGCAAUUGUCUCUGCUACCUCGUGACGCGACUAAUGCGCCAAGUACCUCUACACGACCGACCGGUGGCUCUACAACGGCGUCUACUACCUUGA
Molecule: messenger RNA, 5100 nt
Organism: Saprolegnia diclina VS20
Lineage: Eukaryota; Oomycota; Saprolegniomycetes; Saprolegniales; Saprolegniaceae
Exons: 2
Coding region: 13-5100 (1695 amino acids)
Source: RefSeq, a predicted model, not a curated record